Fusarium sp. VM40 is the source of this 633-nucleotide messenger RNA. The record is from the annotation of a GenBank genome assembly. NCBI's taxonomy places the organism in Eukaryota, Fungi, Ascomycota, Sordariomycetes, Hypocreales, Nectriaceae.
AUGAGCACAGCCUCCCUUUUCCCACGCGGAAUCAAAGCAUCUGGCUUGGCCAUCAAAGUAUUCCCUGGAGAGGAGAAACCUGCCGGAGCCAUCUCGCUCACCCAGCAGAAGAUAACACAUGAGGGGGCUCGGGGUGAGCUCGAGUUGGAAGACUCAGAAGAGGCACCAGAGCUCUACUGGCAACCCGGCCGUUUGCUUGGGCCUGAUGACCAGAAACGGGCUAUCAUUUCUCACGCCCCAACAUUCACCUCUCUCUCCAAUAUGGACCCCGAACUCCUAUCAGCAACUUCUCGUAGCCACACUGUGCGGUACGAUCGCCCAAGAGGCGUAGGCCUGGGAUGGGGAGAAUUCGAUCGCUUUCGCGAAUGGCAGCAAUUUGGGCGACAGGUCAGCAAGUCCAUGGUCAAAGAACAGGAAUGGCAAAGGUCAAACGGCGCAAUCGCCCUUUUCAGGUCCGAGAACGAGGAUGAAAUGUAUGUCAUCCCUACAUCUUGCAACGAAAUACAAUCGUUGAAAAGACCGAGACGUCUUGGCUCGAUGUGGAAGAGGCUGAAUAAGUCAACAAAGAAGGAGGAUAAAAAGAAGAAGAGGGAGAAGAAUGCAACAGUACCUGCUCUAUUCGAGAAGGCUUGA